AAAAUCAUAACACAAAAGGACAAGAAGGCAAGAGAGAGAAUUAAUCGUCUCAGAGAGUUCACUGGCAAGUGCUCGAUGAAAAGAGGAGGAUGAAGUUGUUCGGCGAUAGUGAAGUGAGGGGAGCAAUGACGAGUAGCUGAGAAGAGGCCGAAGAGGCACACCAAUAUAAUCAUAAGUCUUUUUAGAUAAAUAAUUGAUGGUGAGGGUUAACCCCACUCUGCAGAAUUCACCAGCCGUAAAUACAGAUAGAAACGAGAAUAAAAUACAGUUACAUACAUCGCGUGUGAGUGUGACAUUAAGAAGCAUACAUGUGUUUGGUAGGGUAGGUAGGGGCUAGCAGGAAGUUGUGUGUUAGAUUGGUCUUGUAUUGGUAUUAAAGUUGGUGUCUGGGCUUUUAUCGCUGGCCCGUUGGGUUGACGGCAGUGCACGGCUGGUGACGGGGCGAACUGUUGUAUUGUGGCUUGUGGCGCGUUUACGUGCGCCCGAGCCUCAAACACUCGUCAAAAUGCCAAUUAUUAAAAUCGCUAUGAAUUUUCAACACUCACGUUGUAUCGUUUUGUUAUUACUCUGUGGUGUCUUGUUGCCUAAAACCGUGUUAACUGAGGAUGACUUAGCUACGAGAAUGAGAGCUAUCAGCAUGGAUUUGGAUCGGCAAUUACAGGAGAUGAUGGCAUCCCAAGCUGUUGAAUUUUCAUUUGUUAAUACAACUGGAUUGCCGUACAAUGCAACAACCAAGUUCAAUCCCAAGGGCAUGGGACAGCUGUACAAUGUCACUAAUAUAUUUAUUGAUAUUGUACAGUCGAAGCAGGCAUAUCCGGAGGGUAUGAUAACGGUAAACAGUGGACGUUUGGAGUUUGCUGAUCCUGCCAAAGAGUGGAAAAUUAUUGUGACUCAUUAUGGAGGACUAGCAGGACUCGCUGUUGCCGGCCUCAUACUUGCUGCAAUACUGCCGUGUGUUGGAUUAUUUUUUUGCUGCUGCCGUUGUGCUGGACAUUGUGGUGCAAGAAGUCAACCGUUUGAUAAAAAACAUGAUCACUGCCGAAAAGUCUUUCUCAGCUUUAUCCUCAUCUGCGUUGCUACAAUCAUACUAUUUGGCGUUGUAUGUGCAUUUGUCACUAAUGAAUACAUGCAAGAAGGUACAGAAGAUCUGCCGAGCCAAGCGAAAACAAGUUUACAGGAUUUGGAAUUGUAUCUAACAACGACAAAGAUGCAAAUAAAUACUCUCCUAAAGGAGAAUUACAACGAACUCGAGAUAACUCUAAAUAAAAUACUCCAGGCUAGCGGUAGAAUAGUAAUGGAAGAGCUUGCUAUUUAUUCCCAUGCCGUCUCAUUAACGAAUUUGAAUGACAUUGUCUCUGGGUUGGAUACAAUAAGACAGGACUUGAGAAUGAUGAAUCAAAUAACCCAGGAGUUGAGAAUGAAUGCCAGUCAACUAGAUAUCGUAGUGAGGGGGGUGAAAAAAGAUUUGCUGCACAGUUUAGCUGCAUGUAAAACUCAUGCGUGUGAGCAGGUAUUGCAGGACUACAAAGUUAAUCAAUUGUCGGUGCAAGUGGAAUUCGAUAAGUACGUGGAUCAAUACUUCCCCAAGCUUCCAGAUGUUACAUUUGCUCUACGUAACAUAACAUCGUUAAUGGAAGGCAAUAUUGUCUCCGAGGUUCGCCAGGGUAAGGAAUCCUUCCUGAGGAUUCAACGGGACAUUCAACGUGCCGUCAACCAGACAAUUCCAAUCGUUAGUACAAGUAUAAGGAAGGCUGGCCAAUCAUUAUCAGAAACUGCAAGUAACAUGACAAGUAUAAUUGACAGGAUUAAUCGAGAUAUAAAAAGAGUGUACAUUCCUCACUUGAAAUUAGCCCAGGACCACAUAGAUCAAUACUCAAUGUACAGAUAUUACGUGGGGCUCGGUGUGUCGGGAAUUUUAUUGACAGUUUUCAUGUGCCUGACGUUUGGACUUUGCUGUGGAAUUUGUGGAAAACGUCCAGAUGGAUAUGGCGAUGACUGCUGCAAUAAAGGCUCAGGGGCAAGAUUCCUGAUGCUGGCUGUUUGGAUAAUAUUUUUACUCACGAGUGCCCUCAUGAUUAUCACCUCGGUGCAUAUGAUAACAGGUGUUGUGGCACAGAGAGGUAUAUGUGAGCCAUUGAAAAAUCCUCGUGACAAUCGCAUGUUCCAAUUGGCUGACGAUUUGAUACAAGUUAAAAGCUUACUCUAUCCGAAGAAUCCGGAGGCUGACAUCAACAUGAGCUGGAUUCUCACUAAAUGCCAUGCCAAUGAGACACUCUACAAAGUACUAAAAUUGGAAUAUCUUAUUGAACUGGAUUCACUGAGAAGUUACGUUGAGCGUUACGCUAUUAGCAGUACCAUAGACGAGUUACGCAAAAUGAUUAAUUUGAAACCGGGAAUAGUUAUCUUGACUGAUAGUGCAACCGCUAAAUUAAAUGAUUUGGCGCAGAGUGGAUUGAGUGAUAUUAGAUUUUAUCAGUAUGCUGAACUCUUAAAAGAUAAUAUAACGAGUAUUAAUUUGGAACAACUUGGUAAUAAGUUGAGGCAAGUGUCUGCUGAAUUGCCAGCGGAUCAUGACGAUAUAAAGGAUAGUUUGAUUAAAAAUGCUCACGACUUGGAGCAUUAUCAUAAGGAUUUAGUAAUGCCAAUGACGUUACUCAGCGAACAGCUCACUAAAAAUGCCAUGACGCUCGAGGAGCAUAUUAAGUUUAACCAUAGCUCCAUGUCUGAGGCUAUUCUCAGCUUGGUACAUGAGGUCAUGAGUGCACAAAAAUUUCUCAAUAAAGAUGGUCCGGAAUACGUUAAUUAUCUUGCUACAAAGUUUGGCGAGACUUUUCUACGUCAAGUCAAUGAUUUCUUGGAACAUCUAAUUUUGAAUUCGAGAGAAACAAUUGGUAGAUGUGGACCAGUGUCUAACGCUUAUAAUGCCACUAUUGUGGCUGGGUGCAACAAAAUUCUCGACCCCUUCAAUGGAUUUUGGGCUAGUGUCGGCUGGUGCCUAAUUCUCUUUAUCCCUACUAUCGUUCUCUGCGUAAAACUCAGUGCUCUGUACCAAAAAUCUGAUCCAUACCCAGGACCCCUUGUUGAAUCAGAAUAUUUAUAUGACGCAUAUGCCGACAGGGAUAACAUGCCUCUAGCUCAUGUUCACGAUAAGAAACAUAAUGCACAUAGCAGACAUCAUCCUUCUGCUUAUGUGGAAAGUUAUGAUGGCCCAGCAGCUGCUGCAGGGGUCUACAGUGGGAGAGAAAGAGUUGCUGAGGCUCAUCAAGGUUCAUCUCACCAUGACUCCAGAUAUUCUGAUCUUGCACCGAAUUUCGCCCGUUCAUGGCAACGCCAUGAUCGUGUUGCGACCUCAAAACCUGAAAGUCCAAAUAAAGUCUAUAGUAUCCCGCUAGAGUCGCAAAAUUGGGAUUUUCCAAAUGGCGGGCCACCAAGGUAUCAGCCGCCGGCUGGUGCUCCACCAUUAAGCACUGAAUAUGAACGUCCACCUCCUUAUUACUAUCCAGGCCCUGGGGAUAGGAAUUAGGAAACAAGUGCCGUGGCAUACGCAAAAUAUGCAUUUAGUAGCGCACCGAGUUACAGCCUGACUCAGAGUUACAAACGAUCAAACAAAAAGAAACCGAUGAAAUUAUCAAACAAAAGGGACUACGUUUGAAGAUGUUUGUUUGGUUUCCUUGAAGAAUCUGGUGUGCCACGGGCCGCUUCGUAUCUACAAAAAUAAUCAACAUAACAGUUAUUUUACAAAUGUUGAAGGUACAUUACACAAGAGACUGAAGUUAUGCGACAUAACCGAGUGUGAAUAAUUUGACUUGAGUGACCAAUUUGCUGCGAAUUUUCGUGCUACUUCGAUUCACGUAAUUAUUGAAUGCUCAUCGGCAAUGUCAAGUUUUUUUGUGGCAAUUUGAGUAAUAUCUCGGUUUAUUCUAGAUGCCGUAAUUAUUAUUUUGUCAUAUCCCGUGUCAUUUUUCUUUGUGUACAAAUCUGUGCGAAAGAAUAUCGUUUUUUCGCUCAACAUUCUUCGAAUAAUUGGCAAUUAAUGAGUGAAGUAAUUGAAAACCCUCUGACAAUGAUUCACAUCAAUUUAUCUGAUGUAUUUAUAACUUUUUUUUACAACGCAUUUGACUACAUACCGAGUUGUCAAGUAUUUGGUAUGCAUUAAAAUGAUGCAUCUUUUGAGAUGUGAUAUUUAAAUAAUAAUAUUAGUUGAUUAAUUAAUAAUACUGGAAAAUUUACGUCAGUGUGACGCCAAAACCAAUAUGCCAAAUGAACAAUACUCAACAAGUGUUCAAUGAGAGGCAUGAGACUACUGUCUCCACUAAAACGUCUUAAUUUGUAUUGUUUUUUUAUUAGUAAAAUUCUGAUAUCAAUGGCGAAUUACCCACAGAUUAAUCGUAGUUUGGUUGUGCCACUGCUUUAAGUUUAUUUGCUGUUAUCGGGCUCAAGUUGUCAGUUCUUUUCCUAUCCGGAAUGAAAAUUUGAAGGGACCGACGACUUGUGAACGACGUGACGUUUCAUUUGUCAAUUUAAAUAAAUUCGCUAACGAUUAAAUUCUAAAAAUCUAAGUAUGAAAAAAAAAUGAAAAAAAUUUUAAUGUGAUGAUUAAUUGAUCUUUCUGAAACUGAUAAACUUUCAUGCUCAUUUUCGAACAAAAUAUUAUUAUAAGUAUGCUAUUAUACAUGAAUUGAAUAAAAAAAACUCUAUAUACAUAAACAUGUAUAUUAAAAUCAUUAUUUACGAUACGACCGACGGAACAAUACUAGUUACGCCGGGUAAUUCAAAGGUCCCGGUCACAAACACAAGUGGAGAAUGAUGUGGAUCUUUCACCCAAUCAAUCCACUCUGAUCUGCCUCCCACUGAUCUCUAACUGUUAUAUCAAUAUCAGCUUGAAUCUAUACCGAGACGAAUGUAAUUAAACUAUUAAUCGCAGAGGAAAAUUUCUUCCCAAGAAGAGAAUAGAAAAAAUUACGGAAUGUAGAAUGUUCGUGGUGCUAUUUUUUAUACGUGCACUUUCUGCUAAAUUUCAUAUAAAUAUUACAAAAAAAAAAAUAGAGAACGUGUCUCUGUAGGUAAAUUUCUCUAAUGCCUGUUAUCUUGCAGGAAAUUCAUCCUUGGGAAUGCUAAACCAAGUAUUUCAAUAUAACAUGUGUCAUUCUUCUGUCCGCGAUGUAAUAUACAUAACGUUCACAGAAUUUACGAAAUCCAGCUCAUUCAAAGCUCAGCUGGAAAAAAAAGAAACCGACAGAA
This is a messenger RNA of Fopius arisanus, 5241 nucleotides long. RefSeq names its product prominin-like (gene promL). The transcript has 9 exons. The coding region runs from base 506 to 3523 and encodes 1005 amino acids. Lineage: Eukaryota; Metazoa; Arthropoda; Insecta; Hymenoptera; Braconidae. The record is from RefSeq and is a predicted model, not a curated record. Gene Ontology annotation, cellular component: membrane.